AUGCCGACUCCCAAAUACUUUCAAGAAUGUCCUCCUUUCCCCGCAGACACGCCCAUUCAUGAUCUGCCGACGGUGUCAUUUCAAGCACUAAAAGCCGGCGACAUAAAAGAGAGCGAACGUCUUUAUGAGGCCUGUCGUGCAUGGGGAUUCUUUUUACUAGACUUAAGAGAAUCGGAUGAUGGACAAACGCUUCUACAAGAUGCAGAGAAGAUGUACGAUCUUACGAGGGAGACUUACAGUCUUGACCAAUCUAUUCUUGAUAAAUACGCCUACAAUCCUCCUUAUGAUCUAACAGGGUAUAAACAGAAGGGUAAAUUGAAGACCGAUGACGGGAAAAUGGAUUGCAUGGAGCUGUAUAGUAUUAAUCAAGACGACAUGAUGGGAAACCGCCCUACACGCGAAUACGUCGAAACAAUUGAGCACAGCAGAUCCAACGUUGUGCAAUUCAUCCAGCAUUCACACGCAGCCAUCAGCGUCAUAAUGUCCCGCCUAGAUGAACAAUUAGGCCUCCCACCCGGCACACUAAAUGCGCUCAGCCCUCUAGAUCAAGUAUCAGAGACUUCAGUGCGACUCCUUCUCACCGAAUCACAAUCAACUCCACAAUACGACACCAUCACACUGGGCGGCCACACAGAUAUCGGGACAGCCACCCUUCUCUUCCACGUAGUUGGUGGCCUACAAAUUCUUCCUGCCGGAAAACAAAACAAAAUGGAGAACUGGAGUUAUGUUAAGCCAGAGCCGGGAUUUGCUCUUGUUAAUCUUGGUGAUACAAUUGUUGAAUGGACUGGUGGGCUGUUACGAAGCUCCCUGCAUCGUGUUAUUACGGCACCGGGUGAGCAGGCAACUGUUCCCAGGCAGAGCUUGGCAUAUUUGAUUCGAGCGCGGAAUAAUGCUACGAUGAACCGACUUAAGGGUGGCGUGAUUCCUUUACUUGGAGAUGGAGAGGAUGAUGAGACGCGUUCAGUUACUGAGUGGGCUGCGUGGCGCUCGAAGCAGGUUAUUGCAGGUGAAUUGAAGGCCCAGACGAGAGGAGGGUAUCCGAUUGUCCCAUCACAGACGGCAGUUUAG
Penicillium angulare is the source of this 1068-nucleotide messenger RNA. RefSeq names its product oxidoreductase 2OG-Fe(II) oxygenase family. Gene Ontology annotation, molecular function: dioxygenase activity. The coding region runs from base 1 to 1068 and encodes 355 amino acids. The record is from RefSeq and is a predicted model, not a curated record. NCBI's taxonomy places the organism in Eukaryota, Fungi, Ascomycota, Eurotiomycetes, Eurotiales, Aspergillaceae. The transcript is spliced from 2 exons.